Messenger RNA from [Torrubiella] hemipterigena, 4778 nucleotides. The record is from the annotation of a GenBank genome assembly. Lineage: Eukaryota; Fungi; Ascomycota; Sordariomycetes; Hypocreales; Clavicipitaceae.
CACUUUCCAGCCGCCUUGAAUUCCUUUCUCCUUCUCUUUGCAUGCCUCGUCUAAAUUGCACCUUCUUUUGUCUUUUCUUGUCGAUUCCUCUCUUAAAUAUUCUUGCCUGCCUCUCCUCCGUGUCUGACAUGUACAUCUCUUGAUCCACCUGCCCGUCGCCGAUAUUCGCUUGAUAUUCGAGCACACGAGUAAAGGCCACAGGCCUCUUCGCCGCCCAAGAUGCAUUACCAUUUUGGCCCGUCGACGGACGAAGUCCCCUCUAGCCCGCCAAUUGCAUUGACUUCUUCGCCGGCUAAUUCCUUUCGCUCGCCUACUCGAUCUGUACCCAACAAUGCGUUCCUCUCUCCAACGCGGUCCGUACGAAACAAGGAGCGACGAAACCCAUCCGUCACGCCAAGGCGGUUUGGCCGAUUCUUUACACCUCGAUCAUCCUUGGUUGGCCUUGAUAGGGUGCCUCUAUCAACCUUGGGCUCAGGCUCAGUAAACAGACAUGCCUUUACCAGUCGAUCAGCACCAGGAGACGCCCUGGAGAGCGACCCAAUUUGCUCCUCUCCAACCGAGAGAUUGGCUUCUCCUGGCAAGCGACGUAUGGGAGGCUCAUCACGAGGGCCGAUAAAGCGACACCGUGGCCUAUCAUAUGCCGAUAUGCCGCUUCCUCAGCUCAUUAUUCCGGGCAUGUCAUCUGAUACGCCUAGAUCCAGCUUGGACGACACUCCUGAUGGACUUGGCGAUAGGCGAAAAGCCACUCUUAAUCUGUUUUUCAAAGCUAGCCGAGGCGGUUUGCAUAACUUGCAGGAAAAAUCAUCGCCCAUAUCUACAGACCUGCUUACCACUGGUCGUCGCGCUUCCCAAGCUCUCGAAGGCUACACACCCAACCCCAUUCGAAAAUUUCGAAACCGCGGCUUUGAAGCACAGCUUUUGAAUAGAGAGCACGGUCACUCCUUAAUAUCUAAUGAACAAUAUGUCGCUUCGCCAGCAGCAGAUCCCAGAUCACUCACAGCAUCCUUUUACAGCCGCAGUUCCGAUGUCACAACUUGCACUGCUUAUACAGGACAGGGAAACACCAUUCCCUUUAGUCUAGCAAGCUGUCACAAUGCGCCCGUGACGGCUAUCGGUGAUGAACAGGGCUAUGUUCGACUCUUCAACACAACCACCACCGACCCUCCCGUUGAGAGUAAGGUUGACGCGCAUGUCAAAGUCCACGAUAACGCCAUCAUGGGCCUCGACUUUUCAGACGAUGAUCUUCGACUUGCUACUGCAUGCGGUGACCGUGCAAGCAGAAUAUUAGACGUUGCUACGCAAACUGUAGCGGCCGAACUGUCAGGCGGUCACCACGAUUCGCUACGCCAAAUCAGGUUCCAACCUGGACAAGCCAACGGUUACACACUAGCCACGUCAGAUCGCACUGGUCGCAUUCAAAUAUGGGAUCUCCGCUGCUCGCCUAUCCCUAUCAACACAUUCUCUUCGCGGGGUCCCCAAGGAAUCAACCACCGUGACACUGCUCUCGACUACCUUUAUGCGAAAACAAUCAACACAAUCGACAAUGCACAUGAACGAACCGUUCAUGGUAGCACUUCCUCAGCGUCUGUCACUGCUCUGCAAUGGCUGCCACCAGGCCGCGAACACCUUCUCCUGUCGGCUUCGGAGGCCAAUGCCGUCAUCAAGCUAUGGGAUACCAGAUAUAUCAAGCCGCGACGGCAAGCGGAAGAAACACCACUGGCUAUUACUCCUGAGCCCCGCGGUCAUGCAUGGCGAUCGUACGGCCUUACUUCCCUUGCACUAAGCACUGAUGCUGCCCGACUCUACGCUGUGUGCAAGGAUAGCACAGUCUAUGCGUAUUCCACAGCCCAUCUAAUGCUCGGCCAUGCACCAGAGCUCAAAGACGACGCAACAAAACGCAAACCACAUGGUGAACAAGGCCUUGGCCCGCUGUUCGGCUUCAAGCACGAUAUGUUUCGCGCACAGUCAUUCUAUGUCAAAUGUGCCAUUCGCCCUGCUACGGAUCGGAGUCCCGAGCUUCUCGCUGUGGGUAGCUCAGACAGCUGUGCCGUGCUCUUCCCUACAGACGAGCGCUACAUGCGAUCUUCAUGGUCCCAAUCUUGUCACGCAAACUCCCAAACAUCAUUUAACUCUUCCAUUCCGCCGCUGACGCCAGGAACACCUUCCGGAGGUUCCUUCUUUCCAAUGUCCUGCACAACGCCAUCUGCAGCAAACCCAACCGCGAGCAGUCUUGUCCCGAUAUAUCGCGGUGGCACUGCACUUAUCCGGGGCCACUCUCGCGAAGUAACAACGUUGAGUUGGAGCUAUGAAGGCAAGCUUGUCACUGCAUCGGAUGACUACAUUGUCCGCCAGUGGCAGCAAGACGAGGAAGAGGCUAAGCAUCUUCGCACGGUUGGCGAGUUUGGCGGCGAGCGACACAUGGCUGGAUGGGCAGAUGUUGAGGCCAACUGGGACGUUGCUGAUGAUGAAUGAAUGAACCAUGACGACGAUACAAUACCUUGCGCAUUUAAUUUUGUUAUUCCAUACUACUAUUAGAGACAAUGGGGUCUCAUUGGAGAGCAUUUACAUUUUGCUUCACACGUUGCAAUUACCUUACGAUUUGCAUGGCCGGCGUUAUUUUACAUGGAUAUAGUAGUUUUAAAUCUUUCAAUUACAAUUGUAGCUAAUGCAUGUUACUACAUACUUCUGGUCGUGAUUCGUAUUUAUAGGAGCGGGCUUCCUGAAGGUAUAAAGGGUGCCGUCGCGGAAUAAUCUCUCUUCAAGAGCAAGACGACUGUUAUAGUGUCGUAGAGGCUAUGAUGCCAUGACGCUUCCAACGUAAAUGGCAACAAUCACAGCAGUCGCGGUUCCGGCUACAGCGUACGUUCGAAGACUACCGUCUGCAACGGGCCAGCCUGACGAUUUGUGUACAGCCGUUGCCAUAUUUGCUUCAAGAGGCUCAUCAGCAGGACUCUUGGAUGUUUGAAACCGUACGCCUUUGGCGCUCGGUAUCAGCCGAAUGGUCGUUACAGGCUGCUCUACUUCCCCCUUGCCGCUUGACUGGCGACUGUGUGAUAGGGAGUUACCCAUGGAAGAGCUAAUCUGCUGGGGAUUGCCAGGAUUUGAGUUGGAAGUCGUAGACGAAGAAUCGGCUGACCCGUCUCUUCUAUUCCUCUCCUUCGCGACGGAUAGACUGUCACGCAUUCUUGAGACCAACGGAUUCAAUAUUUGACCCAGAGCGAACAGCGAUGGACGUCGGACGGCUUCAGCAGGUUGGCUGUGAAUACUGUCUAGCUGCUCCACCAAGAAGAUCAUAUGCUCAAAAAUACAUAUUGAUUCCCGAACAAUGUCAUCUCUUUCGGGGCCAGUCAAUUCGUAUUCGGAGUCGAGUAGCUGUUGCUUGAACUCGCCCUUGAGGUCCUCGCCAUCGGUGGGGGUGUCAAAACGUAGGAACGAGAUAGGGAUAUGGUUUGGGGCAUCGACUGCAGUGGUGUCUUCCUCAGCUACAGCUAAGUCCACUAGAGAGCCAAUGGUAACGCGGCGGGAGACAUCGUCGUCUGUGGCCCAAAAAUCCUCGCCUGCGCCCUCUAGUGUAGCGCGAAUAAAUCGACCCCCAGCAAAGAGUGCCAUGUAUAAAAUGUAUGUAUAUGCAAUGAGAACAUGCGGCUUUAGAGAUAUUGACCUUCUGACAUGUGUCAAGAAGUCAGCUAGUGCUAGUGACUUGCCCACGGCCUGAAGCUGUUCAUCAACAGUUUGCUCGUCCCAACCAGUGACUGACCGAAGAUCAGACUUUAGGCUUUCGGAUCGCAGAAGCUUUGAAAUAUGGAGUCGUGAUAGUACUGUAUGUAUUCUUUCUCCAACAUUCGUAAUGUUUCUCGGAGUCGAUAGCUCUGCUUCGCGGUCUUGUCCAAGCUGUUCAACCGUGUCAUUAGGCGACCCUGGUGCCGCUGUUAAAAUAUCCCUCCAGGCUGUUUCAAACGUGACAUAGAUAGCGGCAAUAUGUAGUAAGCCAGAAGCAUAUUUCGUAGGACUUGGACAUGCAGGCGGUAGGGCCUGAGGCAAGAGAGCAAGAAUCUUCUUGUUAAGCUUGGUGUGAAUCGAGCGAGUGGCUGUGUUGAUGGCCUGAGGUAAAGGCAUGCCCUCAUGUCGAGUACUUGUAGUAGAAUCCAUAACGGCAAAGAAAAGGUGUGUGUAGCGAUCUAGGAGCUAAAGAUGCACAGCUUUAGGAGCGUGGUGGUGGAUGGUAGGUAGGAGUUGGCACAGGGUUACUGUUGUAACGACUGGCGAGGCUUGCAUUUAAGCAUACAUGGCGAUGACCUGGGUUCGGAGACCCUUCCUCUUCUUUCCCAACUAGAACUGGCGCUGUGUCUCUUUGGAAGGGAGCCAAGGCAGACGCCACCGAGCCUGCACGCUCACCCAAUGAAGGAGCAGCCGGCAACGCACAGAUCCAGUACACGCGGUAUGGUCAGGUGGCGAGAGACCAAGAGUGAUGCGGGAAUAGUCGCACAGACUGACUGGCGCAGCAGCCUCUCAGCAAUGAGGCGGCGGCUAGUAGUUAGUCUGUUGUGGCAGCCAACGGGAGGCCAGUGCUUCUUGUGGUUGGUUAGAUGCUCGAUGGGUGUGGUGUGACAGCAGGUCGUUUUGCUCUAGAACAGGCAGCGUAGCUCAAACAGAUGAUUUUCCACUCUCUAAAUUAAGACGCGGUGAGGUGGCGCUGGUCCUCCUGUUAUGUUCCCGGCCAAAAGCCAUUUUUGCUAGCGGCAUGUGUUUUUUUUGUUGGCAAAAGUGCGUUAGUGGUG